AAAGGGGAUUAGUGUAGAUAGGUACUUGAUGACUUGCACGAAUAGUGGGCCGAAGGGCCUAUUUCCAUGCCACAUGGAAAUGUUUUUAGGUGUGCCGGAUCUAGAGAGCAGGGUCACAGGAGACAUACCCUCUGCCCCUGCAGUCAACCGCUAUUGGCUGAGCGGACAGACAGCGACCCACCGCCACUACUCUGGGUAGCAAGGCGGUGGAGCCUCCGCGCUUUGUGAAUGGAAGGGCCGCGCCCUCGCAGCUGAUUGGUCACCUACGACAGAAACUGGAUACAACGAGGAGCAUACGGCUGUAGGUUCCGGGACUGGGUGCUCUGCAGCCAGUGUUUGUGCAGCAGGUUAUCCCGCCGCCUACCUGCCUGCUCCUGACCGGAUGGCGAGCUGCGCCUUCUGCAGACCUCUCUCUUUGCGCUUGCUGCCCGGCCGCGCUCCGGUCGGCAGCUGCUGCUCUCGGCUCCGCUCCACCGCCGCCGCUCCCAAGCGGGAGGAGGCGCCCAAUGAAGAGGCUCCUGGCGGUGGCCGUGGUCACCGCCGCUUGCGGGACAUCCCGCGGGCGCCUCCCGCUCCAGCCCGGGUCUCGCCUGGCAUCCCGGACUUCAGUAACUACCGCGAAGCCUAUCGCAACAAGAACAGCGCCGAGCUGGUGCGGAGCCUGCUGGUGUUUCGUCUCUGCUCAUACGACAUCCUGGUGAACAGGCACAGGGAGCUCAUCAAUCUGAGUAGAAUCCUGCUGGGAAAAUGGCUUUUCAGGAAGCUCAUGAAGAUGACCUUUUAUGGACAAUUUGUGGCAGGGGAGGACCAAGAAGAUAUCAAACCCUUGAUUCGCCGCAAUCGUACACUUGGUGUGGGCUCCAUCCUUGAUUAUAGUGUUGAAGAAGACCUGACCCAAGAGGAAGCUGAGAAAAAGGAAAUGGAAUCUUGUGAGUCUUUUGGAGUGAAAGAUGUUGAAGGAGAAGUUCAAAGAGAGAAAAAAUUCCAGCCUCAUCGGCAGUUUGGAGACCGCAGAGAAAAUGUCAUUAGUGCUCGGACGUACUUUUAUGCAGAUGAGUCCAAGUGUGACCAGUACAUGGAGACCUUCUUGAAGUGUAUCAUUGCUUCUGGUGGCAGCUCUGAGGAUGGAUUUUCUGCCAUCAAGUUGACAGCACUUGGGAGGCCACAGUUUCUGCUCCAGUUCUCUGAGGUGCUGGUUAAGUGGCACAGUUUCUUCCAUCAGCUUGCUGCCGAGCAGGGACUGUCUGGCCAGGCUGCUGUGGACACAAAGCUGGACUUGGAGCAUUUGCAGGAGACUUUAGCUAGACUUGGGAUUGGCACCUUGGAUGAGAUCACUCAUUGGUUCACUGGAGAGAAGAUUGGACUCUCUGGCACUGUGGACUUGCUGGAUUGGAAUAAUUUGAUCGACAACCGAACAAAAGUUGCCAAACUCUUUGUGGUUCCAAAUCUGAAGACGGGAAAGAUAGAACCACUCCUCCUACAGUUCACAGAGGAGGAAGAGCUGCAGAUGAAAAGGAUGUUGCAGAGAAUGGAUGUUCUGGCAAAGAAAGCCACGGAGAUGGGUGUCUGCCUUAUGGUUGAUGCCGAGCAGACCUAUUUCCAGCCGGCAAUCAGCAGACUAACCCUGGAGAUGCAACGCAAGUUCAAUGUGGAGAAACCCAUCAUCUUCAACACCUACCAGUGCUACCUGAAGGAUGCUUACGAUAAUGUGACUGUGGACGUGGAGUUGUCUCGCCGAGAAAACUGGUACUUUGGGGCAAAGCUGGUGAGGGGAGCAUACAUGGACCAGGAGCGAAAACGUGCUAAAGAGAUAGGAUAUGAGGAUCCCAUCAAUGAAAGCUAUAAAGCAACGAAUGUCAUGUACCACAGGUGCUUGGAUUACAUCCUGGAUGAAAUUAAAGUGAACGGACGGGCCAAUGUAAUGGUGGCCUCCCACAAUGAGCAAACAGUCACCUACACACUACAGAGGAUGCAUGAUCUGGGCCUCCAUCCAUCAGCAAGGAAAAUCUACUUUGGCCAGUUGCUGGGCAUGUCUGAUCAGAUCAGCUUCCCUCUUGGCCAGGCUGGGUACCCUGUGUACAAGUACGUUCCCUAUGGUCCAGUGGAAGAAGUUAUUCCCUACCUGUGCAGGCGCGCACAGGAAAACAAGGGCAUGGUGACAGGAACCCAGCGGGAACGGCAGCUCCUGUGGAAUGAACUGAAACGUAGGAUCGUGAAGGGAGAGCUGUUCAAACCUAUGUCUUAGAGAAGUCCUGGUGAUCGGGUUUCAAGAGCGGCCAUUGGCAAGGAGUUUAUGUGGUCUGUGUUGAUGCAUUGUAGCACUUUGGUGCAGGGAAGGCAGUGCUGUUCUGUGACUCAAUCGGGGUAUUCAAAGUAUUGGGUCAUCCCUCAAACAAAGUUUCUGGUUAAAAAUAAUAACUAUGCUCAUUGGGCCGACAGUAUGUAAUGCACCACUGGGCCUUGCCCUGCCUCUUGGGCUGUGUGAUUGUUGGCUCUUUUACAUGCUUCCGUUAAAUAACCUAGAGCUGUUUAACAAAAGUACAGUACAUGCAAGAUUAAUAUUUAAAAUCCUGACUGGUAUGAUGGGGUGGUGACAGUUCCACAAAUAUUUCCUGCUCAUUUGACAUAACAUCAGCUGACAGGUAAAAAUAGCAGACUCAACGUAGUCAUUCUGCUGCUGAAGCUCGAUUUGAUGAGCUGGAAAUCUUGUGUGGAAGUUCUCCCUUUCUACCUUACUAACAGGGUUUGUUACUUAUUAAUUUUUUUAAGUAAUGCAACAGUAAUUUCAAGCAUUCUUCAGGGUUUUUUAAAUAUGAGGGAAGUUGGCCAUGGCUGUUUGCCAUCUUGCCCUUGUGCAGAGGUUCCAUCCUCUGAUGUAUUGUCCCUGCCAGGGGAAGCAAAAGGCUUCACUGCUUGCAGGAGGGCUUUCAUGAUCUUUCCGCUGCAAGCACUAGCAGCUGUCCAAAAUGAGACCAGGAUCAUGGACUGAGUUCUGAAGGUAUUUCACAAGGUGUCUGCUGCUUGAAAAGCCGUGCAAGCUACAUCAUCCAUUUAAAGUAUACUUGACUGAAGUGCACAACGUACUCACUUGUUUAUAUAAUAAAUUACUACUCCAGUUACUAAACACUGAUGAAUGUGAACUCAAACUGUUUGCAUUGGUAAUGGACUAAAUAAUUGCAACUUCCUCUUGUAUAAAGUACCGAUUAGUCCUAUUCUAUUAUUGUGAGGUACUUGAGUUUUGGGUAAAUGUAAAGCUGCAAGCAUAAUUUGUUAAUCAGCCUAUAUUCUACACUCAGAAGGGAGGGGGUUGCAUUAAACACAAAAUGAUCAGAGCCUAUGCUGCCCUCACUAUUAGUCUCCUACAUACUGGGUUUAUGCAGCUUCUCUACUCUCCCGCACUGACGUAAUGUAAAACUGUACUUGAAUCACACAUACGUGUAUCAUUUUCGUUGACCUGGAGCAUCCUACUGUAAAAGGAAACAUAAAAGCCUUGUCAUGUGAUGUGGGCAGAGCUAACCCAUGCAGAGAGAGGAUCGUUGGUUUAAUUAAAAACCAGACCCAUCAGCUUUUUGUGACUGUUUACCAGGUGUUUUGGAUACGGAGGCAAACAAAGUGCUGAGAAUAUUCAGCAGGUCAGUCAGCACCUGUGGAGAGAGAAGCAGAUUUCCAGCUUCUUUAAUUUUUACAUUUAAUUUUCAGCUUUUGAAUACUGUGGGUGUAGAAUAAAGUGAGCUGCUUUGGUGGUGAUGGUGGGAAACGAUCAUUCCCAUUCCCUAUUCUACCGGGCAUUUGCCACUGCCACCACUUGACUGCCAUGUUGAAGUAGAGUACAUGUAUCUGAGUAGGUGAGACGUUGUGGUUGACCUGGAAAUGCAAGGAUGAGUAGAAGCCUUUGGAGAUUUCCCUCUCUCUGUCCCAGUGAAGUGCCUCGCCCUUUCUCUGAGAAGCGUGUUCAGUCGCUAGGCUAAGGGGGAACCUUACUGCAGGCAGCAGGAAGAGUGAUUCUUCUGCAGUCUCGGGCUAGGCCUGACCAUUUACAGGACCACUAUUAUGCUACAGUUGUCUCGUCUGCUGAAUGGUUCUCGUAAUUUUCUUCCUGGUGCCCCAGGAAGGCAAGAUGUUCAUUUCUUUCUUUUGGGUUUGGGGUCAAGUUGGGGCAUUGCUGCAGAUAUUCAUGACUAUUAUUUUAAAAAAGGGGCUUAAUCAGAUAAGCAUAUUGUGGAGCAGUGGCCCUUUUUCUAAAUCUGGGGAAUUGCUAAGGGACGGUGCCAUUAGGAGCAAGGUGCUGACUAACUGCCAGAACUGUGAAUCUAUCACUGCAUUGUGCCAUCCCAAUAGCAAGCAAGCAAGCAACCAGAGCAAUCAUUAGGCAUCCAAAGGUUUGGAUUAAUUGAGCAGUUCUGAUGGCUCUUGAUGGGGUUGGGAUGGGUAUGAUGGCUAGUGGGAUCCUUUGCAGGGACCCUGAUGCUAGAGGUUUCAGUAUAGCUUGUGCUGAAUGUUUGACUGUUCUCCACUGAUUUUUUUUAAAAAAUCUUUUGUGUGUUCCAUCCUGUUUUAAGUUUUCAAUAAAUUUUAUUUGUGUAUGUA
Messenger RNA from Pristis pectinata (smalltooth sawfish), 4587 nucleotides. Its product is annotated as proline dehydrogenase 1, mitochondrial-like. Lineage: Eukaryota; Metazoa; Chordata; Chondrichthyes; Rhinopristiformes; Pristidae. Gene Ontology annotation, cellular component: mitochondrion. The coding region runs from base 383 to 2245 and encodes 620 amino acids. Gene Ontology annotation, molecular function: FAD binding; proline dehydrogenase activity. The record is from RefSeq and is a predicted model, not a curated record. The transcript has 14 exons.